AUGCUUGCUUGGUUGCUCCUUCUCACUUGGAUUCUACCAUCCCUUGCUCUCACAGACUUUUACACCAUCAGCAACAACAAGGUCUUGCAGACAUGUGCAUAUGUCUCCAACGCAGAGUCGGGCAUUGCCCGCUGGUUCCGUAUGAGAGAUCCAUACAUCAAGGUCAACCUCGUGAGGUCCGACAACCUCUUUGCUGAUGUCGAUGUCUACACCUUGAUCAUGGGCGGACCAGACAUGAACAAAAUCUCUAUUGGCUUUAAUCCCUACUACAAGGUCUGCGACGAGUUUGCCCUUAACGACAAGUACUGCGAGCAUGAGUCCGACGAGUCCAAUUCUAAGAAGUUGUCCCUUGUGGAAUUGAUCGACAGUGGCGGUUAUAAAUUCCCAAUUGAAUCGUUCAUGCUGAAUACCAAAAAGGAAACCGACCAUAUUUAUACGUUGGACCGCUCGGGCAUCUACUGUGCCAUGUUCCUAACUUCAAACAUUCCAGACACCGUCGAAGACAUCGCUGUGGAGGUGGAGUGGGUCCAAAGUUAUGGCAACUUGCUAGUGAGCGAUUUCAAGAGACUCUUCUCAACAGUUGUUUUCACCUUUGCUUACAUUGGCGUUGCAAUCGUCCUAUCUUUUCUAACCUACAGAAAAAUUAACCUUAAUGAGAAUACCUCCAUUACAAUCAACAACUUGAAAUUCCAGAAAUUCACUCUACAGUAUAAAUUCAUUCUUUUCUUUUGGGCUUAUGGUAUACUCUAUCUAUCCACCUCGGUCCAUUACAUUCUGCUAAACAAAUACGACUAUACAACUGACUCAUUGAUUAUCUUCUUUACUAAUGUUCUUGAUUUGGCCUUAUCCACAAUAGUUAGUGUUUGGACCAUCUAUAACUUGAUGCUAUUCAGCGCAGGCUCUUGGAUUCAUGUAGAUAUAACAAACACAAAUAAAACAUCGCAUAAUCUCCAAGUUAAAACAGCAAAAAUCAUCGCCGUUGUUCUUGUCAUUCAAAUGUUAAUUUAUGAUAUGGAAGAAUCGACCAUUCACUCCUUAAUUGGAAAUGUUCCAAAAGAUUGGUUGAGUACUUGCAUCUAUAUCGAAUACUUCCUCAUCUAUAUCCUCACUCUCACUUGGGCAGUGAUCACAUGGACCAAAAUUCAGGAGAAAAAACUAAAGACAAUCUACCUCAUUACUACAGCCCUCUUGGGCAUCCUCUUUGCCAUAAUUAUACUUGGUGUCCGCUUGUUCAACCACACUGCACAAACGGCGUCUAUAGCCUACACCGUCGAAUUCAUCUUCACCGUCGUGGUCGCCUUUCUUUGGCACAAUGUCAUUUUCGAAAACAACACCCUUGUGCUCAAGUAA
Messenger RNA from Pichia kudriavzevii, 1350 nucleotides. RefSeq lists its product as uncharacterized. Lineage: Eukaryota; Fungi; Ascomycota; Pichiomycetes; Pichiales; Pichiaceae. The record is from RefSeq and is a predicted model, not a curated record. The transcript has a single exon. The coding region runs from base 1 to 1350 and encodes 449 amino acids.